AUGGCGGAGACAAUUAAUGAGCCCAUCCAGCUCUCAUUUCCCCUGCCACGGUCUUUGGAUACAAGGAUUCAUAUGCGCUUAGACAUCAAGUCAAAAGUCAUCAUGUUAUUUCUCACAACCGUAACUGCAGAUGAGGAAGACCAAGCAACUCCAAUGGGAUCUUUCGUCUACGCUUUGCCUGACAAAUAUAAUCCAAGCCAACCACUUUCAACAACUAUCUUCGCUGUAGAAGCUACGCUAGAGUUCACUACUCGCCUAGCCAAAAUUCUAGUCAAGAAGACACAAAUGCCAGUGUAUGUGGGCAAUUCCAUCAGCUUUGCCAACACCGGACUGGGGGGCACAGUAGAGGAGGAAAUGGAAGCUCUGAAAAGAGUCGUUGAAAUUUCACUUGAUAAGCUCCAAGGCGUCGUCAAAUCGCCUAACGUCCUACCAAACGGAACGGGCAGUUCUUGA
This is a messenger RNA of Daldinia childiae, 453 nucleotides long. RefSeq lists its product as uncharacterized. The record is from RefSeq and is a predicted model, not a curated record. NCBI's taxonomy places the organism in Eukaryota, Fungi, Ascomycota, Sordariomycetes, Xylariales, Hypoxylaceae. The transcript has 2 exons. Bases 1 to 453 code for a protein of 150 amino acids. Gene Ontology annotation, biological process: proteasome assembly.